Messenger RNA from Rhagoletis zephyria (snowberry fruit fly), 872 nucleotides. NCBI's taxonomy places the organism in Eukaryota, Metazoa, Arthropoda, Insecta, Diptera, Tephritidae. The record is from RefSeq and is a predicted model, not a curated record.
AUGUUUAAAGCUUUUAAAGAGAAGGUUUCAAAUGAAUAUGAAAAGGCUAAAGUAAACAUUCAAACACAAGCCCAGAACUUGAUCGUAAACAAUGGGACCAUCAGCAAUAUAGCUAACACUAUAAAUGACAACAAACUACUGGGAGAACUCUCUAGGAGUGGCUCAAAGAACGACAUGACGACCUUAGGUGAAAGCAGCAAAAAUGACUCGGUCAAAAGCGAAGGCGAUCUGCAAUACUCCGAGCCUGGCUUCAGUUUAGUGGACCUCGACGAGGAGACUACGCAGACCCCCUCACAUCCACCGCCGGCCCAAGUCAACACCUCAACCCCGACAUCAUCGAAGGUUCACUCUAGUGCCGACAGUGACUCCUUCUUUCGCACCAACUUUUUCACCAACAUGGUAUCCAACCUUGUGCCUCAGUCAGACAUUGAAAGCGAGUACGAAUCAGAGUCCUCGGGCAGAAAUCUUGAAUACGUCUCUAAAGAGCAACUAAUUGAGCUGUGCAUCAAACUAAAAGAUCGCGGACGAAAGUACAAAGAACGAUGGGGAGAGGUGGUGAAGGCGUACAGAGGGACCAUUGAAGAACGAGAUAAGCUGAAAAAUGUACUCGGAGAGACGCAAGACCGAGCACUGCGAAGGGUCAACGAGCUGAAAGAACAAUGUCAGCUGGAGCAGGAGGCAAAACGGCACCUUGAAGAAAAUCUCCAAGUGCUGAUUGAGGAACGAGAUGAGGAAAUCAAAGUAUUAAAGACGAAAAUUGAACUGAUCAACACCUCGGGAGAUUCGUCAAGUGAACUGAUCGACUUGAGUGCGGGCGAGGGCACUGAAGAGCAGAGUCAAAAAAUUGCAAACCUUGAAGCGCUGUUGGCAAA